AAAGUGCUGGAUUGAGACUGACUGAUGGAAAAUGCUGGAUUGAGACUCAUUCCUUCACAGACAAGAAACAGCAAAGUCUAGCUUCCUUUCAUGCCGUCACUUCUGCAUUGCAUCCUUCCUUUAGACAAGCCUGAGUGGGGGGUAAUAAGCACAUCAGCCUCUAAAGGCCAGUGCAUUUACCCAGCCCCUCUCUGAAAUAGCAUGUCAUAGCUCCUCUUUGGAGUUGGAAGAUGAAGCAAUAAUUCUACCCCAAGUGUGAGUGGUACAACUGUCUUUUGGGAGUUUAAAGAGCCUUUUCUGAAAGGCUAGUGAAGUCCAGAUGUCUCAUAGCUUUUGUGAUCUUGUGAGUUUUAGAAGGAAAAUCUGUGAGGGAUAGGGCUAUGAAUCAUCCGUCUACCCCGUGUCCAUGAAGAAGAAAUAAAAACCCCAAUCCAAAAAGAAUCCAUUUAAUUCUGGAAUUUUCUGACCUAUUUUGGUGCAAGCCGGUCUAAAAAAAAAAAAAAUUAAACUACUCUCCUGAUGAGUUUCUCAUAUUGUUUACUUUUGUAACGUUCUCUGUGGACUAGCAGCCAGAAAUGACGUCCACCCCUCGUCCAGCAUCAGAGAAUAAGAACUUCAGAGGAAGGAAUGCAACUUCAUAAAUAGCAAACCACAGACACUAAUGGGGAGCAGAGGCAGACCUGCAGGUUAAAAAUUCGUUGCAAGAGAAGCCCAUACAUCCACGCUGCCUGAAGAUUCAAAGAUGAUUUCGGCUCUAGCAUUUGUUUUUCUCCUCAGCCUCUCUUGUCCUUUUUCAUCAUGUCAGCAGAGAAGAGUAGGAGGGGAAGUUGGGCCAGAAAUGCUGGAAGAGAUGAGAGAAACUAACCGUGUGCUGAUGGAAGUUCGAGACUUGUUGAAACAGCAGAUUAAGGAGAUAACAUUCCUGAAGAAUACAGUUAUGGAGUGUGAUGCCUGUGGCAUACACACGGAGGCGACAGGCCCUGUCAUCACCGUGACACAGUUUAACAGAUGCCUCCCAAACCCCUGCUUCCCUGGAGUGGCCUGCACUGAGACCGGCACUGGCUUCCGCUGCGGACCCUGUCCCCCAGGUUAUUCAGGCAACGGGUCCCACUGCACAGAUAUCAAUGAGUGCAACGCAAACCCCUGCUUCCCGAAGGUCCAGUGCAUUAACACCGCCCCUGGCUUCCGCUGUGAUCCCUGCCCUCCCGGCUUCACUGGGCAAAUGGUGGAAGGGGUUGGACUAGCUUACGCCAGGGCCAACAAACAGGUUUGUACUGACAUCAAUGAAUGCGAGACAGGUGGUGCCAGAAAUUGUGUCCCAAACUCCAUCUGCAUCAAUACACGGGGAUCCUACAAGUGCGGGGCUUGUAAACCUGGCUUUGUUGGGGAUCAAGUCAAUGGCUGCAAGAGCCAGGCAGUGAGACGUUGCCCUAACGGUGAAAUUAGUCCAUGCCACGAGAAAGCACAGUGCAUCGUGGAGCGCGACGGGUCCAUCUCCUGCGCGUGCCUCGUGGGGUGGGCAGGGAACGGCUACGUCUGCGGGAAGGAUACAGACAUUGAUGGAGUCCCUGAUGAGAAGCAACGCUGCUCUGACAAAAAGUGCCGCAAGGAUAACUGCGUGACUGUCCCCAACUCUGGCCAGGAGGAUGCAGACAGGGACGGAAUUGGAGAUGCUUGUGACGAUGAUGCUGACGGAGAUGGGAUAUUAAAUGCUGAGGACAACUGCGUGUACACACGCAACGCAGACCAGCGCAAUGCAGACAAGGACAACUUCGGCGAUGCCUGUGACAACUGUCGCCAAGUGAAGAACAACGAUCAACGGGACAUUGAUGGCGAUGGGAGGGGAGAUGAGUGUGACGAUGACAUGGAUGGAGACGGGAUCAAAAACCCCAUGGACAACUGUGUAAGAGUUCCCAACCCUAAUCAAAAAGAUAGCGACGGUGACGGAGUGGGAGAUGUGUGUGACAGCUGCCCAACAGUCAGUAACCCAGACCAGAAAGAUACCGAUCAUGAUCUCGUGGGAGAUGUCUGUGACACCAACCAGGACAGCGAUGGGGAUGGCCACCAAGAUUCACGGGAUAAUUGCCCAUCAGUGCCCAACAGCUCCCAGGUGGACACGGACAACGAUGGGCUGGGAGAUGAAUGUGACGAUGAUGAUGACGAUGAUGGGAUCCCAGAUGAGAAACCUCCAGGCCCCGACAACUGUCGGCUUGUCCCUAACCCUGGCCAAGAAGACUCGGACGGUGACGGCGUGGGAAACCUUUGUGAAGACGACUUUGACAGAGACAUGGUGAUUGACAGAAUUGAUGUGUGCCCAGAGAACGCAGAAGUGACACUAACGGACUUCAGGGCUUUCCAGACGGUUGUACUGGACCCCGAGGGCGAUGCACAGAUUGACCCCAACUGGAUUGUCCUCAACCAGGGCAUGGAAAUUGUCCAGACCAUGAACAGUGAUCCCGGCCUGGCUGUAGGGUACACGGCAUUCAACGGAGUGGACUUUGAGGGCACAUUCCAUGUCAACACUGCCACAGAUGACGAUUAUGCUGGCUUCAUCUUUGGCUACCAGGACAGUUCCAGCUUUUACGUGGUCAUGUGGAAGCAGAUGGAACAGACGUACUGGCAGGCAAACCCCUUCCGAGCGGUAGCGGAACCUGGGAUUCAACUGAAGGCUGUGAAGUCUAAAACAGGCCCCGGCGAGUACCUCCGCAAUUCCCUCUGGCACACCGGAGACACCACAGACCAGGUCAAACUGCUGUGGAAGGACCCUCGCAAUUCCGGCUGGAAGGACAAGACAUCUUACCGCUGGUUCCUGCAACAUCGGCCUCAAGUGGGCUACAUCAGAGCUCGCUUCUAUGAAGGCCCUGAAGUAGUGGCAGACACUGGAGUUGUCCUUGAUACAACCAUGCGAGGAGGGCGCCUGGGAGUCUUCUGCUUCUCGCAGGAGAACAUUAUUUGGUCAAACCUGCGUUAUCGCUGCAACGACACCAUUCCAGAAGACUAUGAAACCUUUAGAGUGCAGCAAGACUAACCUCCGAUGUAAACGUCUGUCCGGCCAAACUCGCUUUAAGACCCCGUGCUCCGCUGCCCCGUAUCGCUCUGGUAUAAAGAAUAAGGAACUGUACGUACCGUACCACUGCACUCCGCACAGCGCCGCGUGGCAACGCAUUACCCGGCCUCUUUUCUACAACGCCAACUUUCUUUCAACGCUGCAAAAACCUCUGGGAAGGGCGGAGGUGUGGACAGCGAGUGCGAACAGAAGCCCGUGCCGCUGUAAACACUAGUUUUCUGCGCUACAAGGAGAAAGAUGCGCUGAGGAGCUGCCUGCAGCAGCUGCAGUCGUUCCAGUCAGUUUAGCGUGGACGAUUCCCAGGAAUCUCUUCCCUACUCGAAGGCUCUCAAGCGUGAAGGGUGUUCUCCUUUGCAAGGCCUACUGCAAAGCGAAGGCAGCACUGGCCGAAAGGGACACGGAGAGCAGCCUAUCUACAAGUUGCUCACAAAACAUUAAAAAAAAAAAAAAAAGCUCUUUAAGGAGGGUAUCUUUGUUCCGGAUUGUUGGAUAAUAAAUACUUUGGAAUGUUGGAUAAUAAAUACUA
Chroicocephalus ridibundus (black-headed gull) is the source of this 3593-nucleotide messenger RNA. It is a transcript of the gene COMP, whose product is annotated as cartilage oligomeric matrix protein. Bases 743 to 3028 code for a protein of 761 amino acids. Lineage: Eukaryota; Metazoa; Chordata; Aves; Charadriiformes; Laridae. Gene Ontology annotation, cellular component: extracellular region. The record is from RefSeq and is a predicted model, not a curated record. Gene Ontology annotation, biological process: cell adhesion. The transcript is spliced from 19 exons. Gene Ontology annotation, molecular function: calcium ion binding.